UUCAAAACGGGGAAGGGAGGCCACACGAGAUGACAUCGUGGUACGACUGCACCGUCUGCAGCUGACAGGAGGGCAACAGGGGGACAGGCUGGAAGCUCCGGGAGGACGAGGAGAGCCGUGAGGAGGGCGGCUCCGGGGGCUGCAGGUACCUGCGACGGAGGGAACGGAAACAGAGGCACAGCACCACGCGGGCGCGUGAGAAGAUGGCGGCGGUGAGGCGCUUCCCCGGGGGGCUGCCUGUGGAGGGCGGGCCGCUGCCGGAGAGGUGUGACCGCUGGGCGUGCCCGUAACGCGGCACCACCUCCCCUCUGCCGUCAUCCUGGCCCUUCCACUGAUCCUGGCAGCCGCGAGAGGGACCCCGGCCCCGAGAGAGCUGAGACCGACCCGGCGCCAUGCCAGCCGCCGCGCCGCCCCCGCUGCACCCCGCGGCGGGCUCGUGCUGCCCCUACGGCCGCUGCGCGGGUUGGCACCCACACUGGGCUGUUGGUGACACAGAGGCAGCAUCUGUCCUCAGAGUGGAAAAAUCCAGAGAUCAUAGUGAAGGAUCCAGUGAAUUGCUGGAGUUUAAGGAGAAUCAUUUUUAGUGCUGCUCUUUCUCUUCCCAUAUGAAAGAACAUCUUGUUUAUGCUGUUUUUGGACUAAUACAUCAAAAUCACUCCCGAUACACAAUUUCUGUUAUGUGCAACUUCACUUGUUAUCUGUCUCAUUUGGAAGAGGGAAGGAAAUGGAUCCAAGUGCUAAGGAGCAUGCUGAGGUACACGCAGCACUUAGUUUUGAGAGUAUUGCAACAAAGGAGCAUCCUCCAUCGCAGCACUGGACAAGGCAGUAGCAGAAUGGAGGUCUGUAGCAGCUUCUCCCCAUGUGCUCCCCAGUGAAGGUGGCAGCGCUUGGCAUAGUUUUCCUCAUCCUAGGACACCGAAGCAUGUUUGACCACUCAUCUCACAGUGCAAGCUCAAAAGUAACAGAGAGGAAACUACAUGGGACUUGUCCUCCAGUUGGUCGUGGAAACUGUGGAAAACAAUGUGUGAAUGCGAGCAGCUAUAGGUCUUCAUUUUUUAAUCCCUGGAAUGGUUUUCAUACAAUACAUUCAGAGCACAGUUCUCUGAAGCCAACGAUUAUUACAGUGGUGAAACCCAGCAGGCAUACACUCAAAAAGAUAACCUUGCUUCUGAACAGGAGAUCUGUCCAGACCUUUGAGCAGCUGGUGGCUGACAUUUCAGAAGCUCUGGGAUUUCCACGCUGGAAGAAUGAUCAUGUGAGAAAGCUUUACAGUCUGAGAGGCAGAGAAAUCCGAAGUGUUUCUGAUUUCUUCAGGGAAGGCAAUGCAUUCAUAGCUAUGGGGAGGGAGCCCCUUACGUUGAAGAACUUGGAAGUGGCAAUACAAGAACUUUGUCCUGAAAAUCCUUAUGCUGUCAGUGCAAUUCAGCAAGAUGAGGAGCAGUCCCAAAAACUGAAGAGCAGGCUGUAUGACGAAGCAUCAAAAGUGGACAGUGGAUUUGAUGAGGUAGAGAUUGCCAAGAAUUGCGGUGAUGUUAUGUCUCCCACACUGGUAGCUAGAAAAAGUCAAGCCAAGACAAAGCAAGAAGAGAAAAUGAGAACAAAAAAAAAGUGGACUAGAGAGAGUUGGGAUGGUGAGCAAGGAGUGAGGCCUUCUAGAAAAAAUCGAGAAAGUGAGAGGUACCUUAAGCAAGAGAGGAGCCCUGAGAAGGGAUUAGAAGAGAUUACAGUGGAAGUAGUGAGGUGUGAGAAGUGUGAACAGGAAAGGCAGGCGAGGCAAAAGUUACAAAGGGAAAGGCAUGCUGAGACUUCAUUUGAGAACACAGACCUGGACGCAGGUGCAUGUCAGAAGUAUCAGUUAGAAAGAAAUGCAAAAAUCAGGAAUAGCCGAAAAUCUUCUGAAAUUCCUCUAGAAGGUGAAGAAGUUGGCUGGAAAGAGAAUGGCUGCAGAAAGACCUGGAAACCUCUACAUAGGAAUGUUAAUGAAGGGCUGGAAAAGCAAAAAAAGAGCAUUGAGAUAGAAAGAAAUCCAGACAAACAUGAAAACCACGAGAAAGAAGUGGUGAAAAUCAAGAAGAAUGCUGUGGAAAGGCUGCAAAUAACUCAUGAAGUGAAGGAAGAAAGUGGAAGUAGCUGUGUAACUAAUCAAAAUGGUUGGCUAACGAAAGACACUCCAAGAGAUGCUGAGAAACCAUCUAAAGUACAUAGGGACAGCAGAGAGGGUCAAAGGGCUAAAGAGGAGGGUGCCAGGAGAGAGAGAAAUAUACAUAGAGAGAAUGACGUGACUCGACGAGAGAAAACAGGAGAGCGUAGAAUGAAUAAAGAAGAAAACAAGGCUCUGGGACUGGAAAACACAAGCCGGAGGCAUGCCAUUAAAAACAGAACUGAUGUGGAAAACCACUAUGAGAUUGGCAGGACUAUUGGGGAUGGGAAUUUUGCAGUGGUGAAGGAAUGUCGCCACUGCAACUCUAAUCAGAUCUAUGCUAUGAAGAUUGUGGAUAAAUCCAAGCUGAAGGGGAAAGAAGACAUGAUGGAAAGCGAAAUUCUGAUCAUUAGGAGUCUUUCUCAUCCCAAUAUAGUAAGCUUAAUUGAAGUGUAUGAGACGGAAGCUGAGAUCUACCUAAUCCUGGAGUAUGUCCCAGGAGGGGACUUAUUUGAUGCAAUCAUAGAAAGUGUGAAGUUCACAGAGCAUGAUGCUGCUGUCAUGAUCACUGACCUGUUUGAAGCCCUGGUGUAUAUUCACAGCAAGAACAUCGUCCACAGAGACCUCAAACCAGAGAACCUUUUGGUUCAGCACAAUGCAGAUAAAUCUACUACACUGAAACUAGCAGAUUUUGGCCUUGCAAAGCUGGUUACAAAACCUAUAUUUACCGUUUGUGGAACACCAACGUAUGUUGCACCUGAGAUACUUGCUGAGAAGGGCUAUGGGCUCGAAGUAGAUAUGUGGGCAGCUGGUGUGAUCCUUUACAUUUUGCUCUGCGGUUUUCCUCCGUUUCGCAGUCAGGAACGUGAUCAAGAAGAGCUGUUUCAAAUCAUACAGCUGGGUCACUAUGAGUUUCUUUCCCCAUACUGGGACAAUAUUUCUGCAGCAGCAAAAGACCUCAUAGCCAGGCUGUUGAUAGUGGAUCCCCAAAAGCGCUACACAGCACGGCAAGUACUUCAGCACCCUUGGAUCAGAACAGCUGGAAAAACUAAUGGCAGAAACUUGCAGAGGGAAGUAACAAUAAAUAUUGAGCGUCAUUUCCGGACCCAGCGCCGAAAGGAAGUUGUAGAUGAGGACACAUGAAGUCUCUUCAAGCUCAUCUAUUUGUCCCUUUUUAUUGAUUAACAUAUUAUUUGUUUUCUUUUGUAAAUGAAUUGAGCCCUUAGUGUAUAGAUUUUGCUGGCCAUCAUUAUAACUCUCCUUGAUUCUGAGAUUCUGAAUAAGGAUAGAGAUCUAAUUUGCAUCCCCACCCUUGUGAUGUCACUUGGGAGCGUCUCUGACAGCAGUGGGUACUAGAUAUUUCCUGGAGGGUAUACAUUAUUUUUCUUUAAAUGCUGAUUAGAACUUUUACAUUAUAUAAUGUAUAUCUUUUUAGAUGGCAAAUGUUUGCUUCUGCAGCCAACAUUAGUGGUGACUGAAAUGUGUUUUCUUGUCUCAUUUUGUAUGAUACCUUCAGGCAUUUUGCAUUUUGUUUUUUAUUUUAUAAUGUUUUGUGUUUAUAACAUUGUCAAAAUGGCUGUCUGCAUACACAUCCUGCACUAAUUCUUAAACUAGCUUUUCACAAGUUCCUGCAAGCAGUGGAGAAGGUGAGGGAAUUAUUUUUGUGUGUAUGUGUGUGUAUAUAUAUACACACACAUAAAAUAUAUAUAUUAUUUAGCUGUAGUAUAUGUUAAAUAAAAUGUAAGAUACUGUUUAUUAAGUUGUAAGUAAAGAAAAAUUGUUGUAGGUGAAAGGAGAUAUUUUAUGGGAGAUAUUAUAUUUCCCUUGGCAAUAUAUUUUCUUUGGAUGUUCUCAGGGACGGGGCAGUAGGAAUGUACAAUGUUUCUGUUAAACUAUCAUGGUUCUGUAUAGUAUGGUAGUUUCAUUUCUUUAUAAGAAGAGGUGGGAAGAUACCAUGACUGAUACGGUUUCAAGGCUAGAAUAAUAACUUUUAAAACAUUUUUGUUCCUACUCUGGGAAGUAGGAAGUUAGCAGUUUUAAGGAAACUAUUCCUAAAGGUAUACUUACAGAAUGAUAACCCAAGCUUUUUUUUCAUACUGAAUUUUUUAUUAAGAGCCAUCCACAUCCAUGUGUGACUCCCUCAUGCUGAUGGAGAAGAGAGAGCUGGAAAGCUCCUUCUGUGACUUAAGUUAGCCCUUACUCUUGUGGUUCCCCUCUCAUCAACAUCCUUCAGAGCUGAAUUGCUUUUGUACACUUGUCAGUGUAGGGCUUUUGUUUGUUUGUUUGUUUUUUAUGUUGCCUUCCCUUGGGUCUCUUUUUCCUCAAUUCUGUAAGAAUAGGCAAUGUAAUGAAAUUACAUUAAAGUUCAACUCAGGAAGAGCAACUUCUUGUUAGUCUGUGGGAAGGUCUCCCAGGGGACAUGUCAUAUACUUCGUUGCUUAUGUUAUUUUUAAUUGGAUUGGAUGGAAUUUUAAAGAAAUCAUUAGGGGGGAAAAAUGCAGCCCUGAGAAGGGCCGUGACCUUAAAGAGCUUUUGAAUCUCAGAAAUUUUCUUUAACUAAUCAAAUCCAAGAAGCACUCUAGUUGUCUGUUUUAUAAUGUUUUGUCCAUGAAUUACAUGUGCUAGCAAAUAAUAUUCACAAUAAAAUUAUCAGUAGUAUUAACAUAAAGUUCAUAGCUUGUAGAAUUGAAUGAAGGUAUCUUGUAAUGAGAUAUCAGAAGCAUUUCAGAAUCAGUAGAACAUGUUCAUAACUAUAAGAAACAGGAUAUUAUUUUUGCUGAGUGCUAAAAUUGUGUGUGAAUUUUCUGAAUUACCAAAAAGUGUGUGGUACUGUCAUCAUGUUUCUGUUUCAAGCUGUGACAAUUUUUUCCUCAAAAAUGAUGUAUGAAAGUAGAAACAACUUGGCUCUUACAAGAGAAUUGUGUUUUCAGUUAGUUGGCUUGUUUUAAUACGUAUUGAAUUAAGACUUGCUGUGGAAUCCAACAAUUUGUAAAACAAAUGAGUCAAACCUUUACUGUAUGCCCAAGUAGUAUUUAUGAUAUGUCAUACCUUUGCUUUAGAGACUCUGCGUUAGGAAGACUUUUCCUGUUGAAGAAUGGAUUUAAGUGCUUUCCUAUGUGUAUCCUCAUAUUCUAAAUCUGUUACGUGGUCUUUGAAUACUAAUAAUAACUUCUCUGCUAAUUUAAGUCUGUCUUGGAUGUGGAAAAAUAGCUUCUGACUUGCAAUAUUAUAUUUUGUAAUUAUUUUUAAUAUAGUAGUUCAGGAAUAAAGUUUGAAAUGACAAAAAAGUAUCAGCAAUGAAUCCGAUGGUAUGGAGUUUACUAUGGAUUGCCUUGUUGCCUUUAAGAACACGUCUACAGCCUUAACCCUGGUACAGAAGAUAAAGAAUAUAUUUGCAAUAAAUAUAAAAGUAAUUAUUUUAUCAAAGAUCUUGUUUUUCUCUCAAGUUCUCUAGGUUUUAGACUUCUUGAACACAGACUGUGCUGCGUGCUGCUAUCACAUAGUGUCUGUAAGCACCAAUGCUCAUGUGGCAGUACUGUAGGACUGGAUUGGUGAUGCUAACAGACCAGUGGCAUUAGGCCCUCCUUCAGGUUGGAGGCUCAAAAAGCUGCCAGGUGCUUCUCAGGGCUUUUGCCACCUCCUGUAUCUAUCGUAUUUAGAUGAUCCUUCCUUUCUUCCAUUGCUUUCAAUGUUCUUGCUCUGCCUCUGUUCUGCUGUAAACUAGUUUCCUAGUCAUUCCAGAUUACAUUACCUGAAGUCUUGGGAAUGUGUGUGAUUUUGAUGAGUUCAGCCGCAAGCAUUGCUUGCUGAUGUUGACAGUUGGUAAGAUUAGAGAGGACUCAGACAAAUGAAAAAAAAACUUGGUCUCAAAGAUCUCUAGUGUCCCCCAUAUCUCCUGUUGUCUCUUCUCUUCCUACAGCAUGACAUUCCAAUAUAGACCUCAUCUUUACUGUCUGUAAGACACACUUUCUUCUGCAUGAACCUAAUUCAUGUUACAGAGGUGAGUUUUUAUUUGCAGUUUUUCCUUUCCACAGAAAAUGAGGUAAGAGCUGUAAGAUAGCAGUAACAGGUCAAACUGCAAGACUUUACAGACUUCUAAGGUGUCAAGAUCCAAACGUACAUUUAAAGAAGCAGAUCACCCAUAUUUCAUUUCCUGGUGACACACAUCUGUCAGUUUUCUUUUUACUGAGCCAACACUUAAAAUCAGUCAAAGCUUUCAAUUACAAUAGUCACAGUGCAGAAUAGCUGGGCUCUAUGUGAGGGUGUAUGUGCUACCAGAGAUUAUCAAAAGGAUUGAAACAUUUUGAACAUCCUUGAAAGCCAGUGUAAAUACAAUUGUGUCAUAAUCUUUUCAUGACUCUAUUAGGAGUUUCUCAACAUUAAGUCCAGGCUUUCAGUGCCCAGAUUUGGGGCAUUAGUCAAUCUGCUUGAGAAUGUAGUAAGUUUGCUGUGCUUAUAAACUGAUCUUCCCAAAGAAGAGUAUAAGUCUCUCUCUCUCUCUCUUUUUUUUUUUUUUUUUUUUUUUGUUUUCCCUCCUGUCUCCUAGAUUUAUCUUAAUUUCAGAAAUGUAUGGACAAUGUUUUUCAUUUUCUGGCUGUGCAUUCUUCUAUUCUGUGCAAGUCUACCAGUACAAUGAAUUACUAUUGAUGUUUUUGCUCGUGAAAGUAACAUGGGCACGUUAGCUGGACUGGCAGGAUAAGUUAAUACUUAUUGGUAUUACAGUAUAUCUUGUAUGCAACUAUGCCAAAAGUGUUGUUUUUUCUAAAUUAAAAUAUAACUUUUCCAUUGAAGUCUGUAAGAUAUUUUUUCCCCUGAGAAAAACAAGCUAUACAGUGGAUGUUAUGUUUCAAUAUUUCCAAUAAAUUAGGAAACAAUUGCCUGGG
Messenger RNA from Anas platyrhynchos (mallard), 7023 nucleotides. It is a transcript of the gene DCLK3, whose product is annotated as doublecortin like kinase 3. Lineage: Eukaryota; Metazoa; Chordata; Aves; Anseriformes; Anatidae. Gene Ontology annotation, biological process: intracellular signal transduction; protein phosphorylation. The record is from RefSeq and is a predicted model, not a curated record. Gene Ontology annotation, molecular function: protein kinase activity; ATP binding.